Messenger RNA from Linum tenue, 3032 nucleotides. NCBI's taxonomy places the organism in Eukaryota, Viridiplantae, Streptophyta, Magnoliopsida, Malpighiales, Linaceae. The record is from the annotation of a GenBank genome assembly.
UGUCUGUGAAGCUCGCACCAGAGGAAAUGUCUGAACUAGAAGCCAUGGCUUCAGAUGAUGCUGUGAAGGGUGAUAGAUACAUGGCAGGCAUGUCCACUUUCAAAGGUGCUGACACUCCACCUCUGUCUUCCUGGAAAAGCGAAUAGAAAGUGCUGUUCUAUAAUGCAUUGAGUGAGAGUAAUGGUUUGGCAAUAAAAUGAGCUUGCUGAGUUCAAGUUGAAGUUCUGCAAUUUUCCAUAACGAGGGUAUUCUCAUGUACUCAUUGCAUGUCCCUGCCCCUGGUAUCGAUAAUCGAUAUGUAACACUUUGUAUCGACAUAGCUUUGUAUUGUACCGAUUCUUGAUGAAUAGAUGAAUCAAUAUCUGAUAAGGAAAGACGUGUCUUCCCUUUGACAGAUUCAAACUUCCUCAUUCCACCCGUUUCUCCCACUAUUGUUUUUCUGUUCCUAUUUUGUUGAGUAAUUGUUGAACUCAAUUCCGUACACUUUAGCUGAGACGUUGCUAUAGAAGGUAAGGAGGGCAGAAAAUGGCUUCAGUGAAGAGAAUGAAACUGGGUACUCAAGGUCUGGAAGUCUCAGCUCAAGGGCUCGGUUGCAUGGGAAUGUCAUCCUUCUAUGGCUCUCCAAAGCCCGACUCGGACAUGUUCGCUCUGAUCCACCACGCCAUCAACAGCGGCGUCACUCACCUCGAUACAUCCGACUUGUACGGCCCUCGCACCAACGAGAUCCUUCUCGGCAAGCAUCGCGUUGACACCACCGUUCCGAUUGAAGUCACGGUUGGGGAGCUGAAGAAACUAAUUGAAGAGGGUAAAAUCAAGUACAUUGGUCUGUCCGAGGCAUCAGCUGCAACGAUCAGAAGGGCUCAUGCAGUUCAUCCUAUAACUGCAGUGCAGUUGGAGUGGUCCUUGUGGUCAAGGGACGUGGAGGAAGAGAUUAUCCCCGCUUGCAGAGAGCUCGGGAUUGGGAUUGUUGCCUACAGUCCCCUUGGUCGAGGAUUCUUGGCUUCAGGACCUAAACUUCUAGACAGCCUUGCCGAUGGAGACUUCCGAAGGACGCAACCAAGGUUCCAAGGCGAAAACUGGGAUCACAACAAAACCCUCUUCGAGAGGGUUUCUGAAAUCGCAAAUCGGAAAGGAUGCACACCGUCACAACUGGCACUUGCAUGGGUGCACCACCAGGGAGAUGAUGUAUGCCCUAUUCCAGGAACCACCAAGAUCGAGAACUUCAACCAGAAUAUUGGAGCUCUAUCUGUCAAACUAACACCAGAAGAUAUGUCUGAACUUGAAGCGAUCGCGUCGACCGAUGCUGUGAAAGGUGAUAGAUACAUGGCAGGCAUGUCCACUUUCAAAGGUGCUGACACUCCACCUCUGUCUUCCUGGAAAAGCGAAUAGAAAGUGUUGUUCUUUAAUGCAGUGAGUGAGUAAUGGUUUGGCAAUAAAAUGAGCUUUCUGAGUUCAAGUUGAAGUUCUGCAAUUUUUCCAUAAUGAAGGUAUCUCAUGUAGUCAUGCCUCCCUGGUAUCGGUAUGUAACACCUUGUAUUGACAGAGCUUAGUUCUGCACAUUAUGCAAUCUAAAACAUUCGUGAGGUCUCCGGCAUGUGAUCCGCUACGACCAUUAUGCUCUAUGCUGAGUGUUGCUAACUGGAUCCAUGGAGAUUAGAGUUCCCAUAUGAACAAAUGCUUGAAACUCCUGGGGAAGCCCUCGAAUGCAGACGUCCUCAAACCCUCCACUAACCUGAUCAUAAACCACCACACACUUGCUCCUGUAAAGAAACAGAACCUUGCCAUCCUUAAACUCCCACAGAACUUUGAAUGACCUCCCUUUGAUCCCAUUCUUCUUCCUCCUAGUUGGUGGCGCCCCGCCCUCCAUACUAUAACUCCGAGGGACAUGGCUCGGGAUGGCAAACUCUUUGCUCCAAGAUUCCUUCACACAGUAUCUUCUCAUCACCCACACUCCAACCGAUCCAUCGCUGCUCAACUCGACAGCAGAGAGAUUACCUCUCAAAUUCACCAGAUGAUCAAAGCUGCUGCAAUCUUUCGGUCCAGGCACGACCUGGAACUCCUCAGUUUCCAAGUCAAACAACACCACACCUUCAUCUCCCAGGUUCCAGCUCUUCCAGUGAAGUCUGCAUUCCACCGUUGCCUCCGAUGCUGGACCAGCAAGAACGUAUGCGAUUCGCCCCAGUCGUCUCCACUCAUCGUCAUCUGUCCCCAGAGUCAGCACAAAGGCUUCAGGGUUUCCUCCAGAGAAGUCGUACUCCGAUUGCUUGUAGUACACGACUUUCACUACCUUGUACUGCUUUGUCCGCGAAUGGAAUCCGAACCCAAACACCACCCUGCAGAUUGUGUCAGUGUCAUGUACCGUGAGCUUGGGGAGCUCCUUGCCAUGUGCAGAGCUGGAGAAAGGGUUGUAGAUGUAGAGUGGAUCGUCGGAGACGGUGCUGUACAGACAGAGGAUUCCAUUGCAAGAACCCACCAGAUCAAAGUCAGGUAACAUUGAUCCAUCCAACUGGGUGGUGAUCUUCACUGUUUUGGCUGUGUCCUCCUCCGUGGCGCCAAGUUCUGCGAGCUGGAGCUUGGGUUUCGGCCAGUCUGAGAAGGCCAAGAGAAAGAGGGUGACUUCAGAUUCAUCUGCAGUGGAAAAAUGGAGGUUAUGGAAAGCUGGAUCGUUGAUUGAGGCGAGCCAGGAUCGUGAUACGAGUUUGGAUUCCAGGAGAGUUUGUAUGGGUUGCCUGGAAAGUAUGUCGUGGAAGAUGGCUUUGGGGAGCUUCUGUAUUGGUGAUUCCAUGGUGUAAGAGACUGAGAAGGAUGAUAAGGAAGAACUGUGAAACUUUUUAGCUUCUUGUCUCUGGUUUUGAAGUUUGGGUAGAGGGCAGGUUGACGGGAUCAAGAAAUGCUUUUGGAGUGACGAUUUCAACAAGACCUUGAUUUUGUUUUUAGCCUAACCCAAUUAUAGUUUCUCACGAGUAGCAUCCAAAAACAAAAACAAAAGAGUGUAGUUGAAUCCAAAGUUAAGAGGUAAUUGCAAUUAGGGG